This is a messenger RNA of Rhizophagus irregularis DAOM 181602=DAOM 197198, 710 nucleotides long. The record is from RefSeq and is a predicted model, not a curated record. NCBI's taxonomy places the organism in Eukaryota, Fungi, Glomeromycota, Glomeromycetes, Glomerales, Glomeraceae.
AAGAAGAUCGUUCAAUUGCCGGUUGGAAUGUUGAAGAUAUGGAUAAGGUUCAACUUAAAUUUCAUCAAACUGUUAGAAUUAAUGAGGAUAAAAUCCAUAGUUUAUGUGUUUCUGAUGAUAAGGAACUUGUUUAUAAUGAAUAAUACAAAUAAGAAAAUCGCACUAAAUUUAGAUACAGAAGUUGCUAAUCCAAAGUAUUGUCAUUGUACCUUUAAUUUAAAACGUGAAUUUAUUUUAUAUAAUGUAUUUUACGUUCAUAAUGUUCUUGGAAAUCAUAAAAUUAUUUGGAUUUAUUCCACACAAAUUAAAAAUAAUAAAUGGGAAUGUAAGAGAUUUUACAGGAUGCCUGAAGAUUAUGAAUUAAUUAGUAUAUCAAAAUAUGAUAAUGUUUACCUGUUUUCAAAUGAUUACAUUUAUGAAUGGAAUAUUAAUACUGAGAAAAGUGUAAAAAUAUUUGGUAAUAAUAAGGAUAAGAAUAAGUUUGAAACAAAAAAUAUCGGAAUAUUCAGUGAGCAAACUAAUACAUCAGGUAGUAGUAGUACAAGUGGAUCAUCAACUAAUAAAACUGUCAAAAAAGGCCUCAGUAAUGAAAAGUUUAUUUUUCUAAGAAUCAAUGAUAAAAUCAUUAUUUAUUCAAUAGAAUUGGGAAUUCCUAUUGCUUCUUUGGAUAUAAAUGAUGGUAACCAUUUUUAAAUAUUCAACUAUAUAAU